AUGAAAAAAGUAGAGUCAAUCAAAUAUAAUGAAAGGAGCAUUAUCGAUAAGGAAGUGACUUAAAAUUCUGGUAGUCAUGGCUUAAAUGAUAAGUUUUUUUAUUUGUAGUAUGUUAGAAAACAUCGGAAAGGUCCUGAAACUCCUGAAAGAGCAAAAAACUAGAGCGUUGACAGAAUGUAGAACUAGGGUCAAAGUUCUGUUGAUCAAUUAAAUCGAAUCCAGUUUCAUGAGUAUAAUAGUUGAUAAAUUUCAUAGAGAAGCGUUCCCUUAAGACUGCAACCAUGAAAUAAAUUAGGAUAAUUCAAAAAUGUCAGAAUAUUCGCUAUAAAGCAUUGAAAGAGAGGACAUGAUUGAGGAUCGGAUUCAAAGGCAUACACUUCAUAAGUCUAUACAUGUCUAUUCCAAAUUUGUCUCCUCAGCCUCUCAUUAAUUGAAUAUGCAACAAAGAUCAGAGCCAGACCCUGAAAAACCAGGAAUAGCUUUAAAUCUCUUGAAUGCAUUCAAUCAGCAACAGGAAGUGUAAUCUGAAUAUUUUAAUGAUAUUGAAUAUGAUAAAAUCAAACGUCGACAUGAAAAGUUAAUAGAAAGAAACACAAUGAAAGAUCCUUAUUACGUUAGAUUAGUCAAGUUAUCGGAAUUUUAAAGAUUAAAUUAUGAGUUAUAGGUAAACCAUUCAGUUUAUUUAGAAAUAUAAUGAUAAUCUGGCUCUGUUAAACUUGAGAAAAGCAUUUAUAUAUGUGAUAUACAGUAUUCCAAUAAUGGCAAGAAAAAUAGUAAACAAUUUUUUAUUUAAAAUCUUGAUGACAUUUCUUAUCUUAUUUAAUGUCAUUUUGUACAUCGUAGUAAAAACUAACGGAAGAACUGAUACUGACAAUAUAGAAGAAGUAGUUAUGAUACUAUUUAUUUCUGAAAUCGGAUUAAGAAUUAUAGCGAGUGGAAUCUUUUUUAAUGAUUAUGCCUUCUUUAGAAAUAUGGAAAAUAUUUAUGAUUUUGUGCUGAUAUUUUUCACUGCUAUGAAUCUCUAUUAUCCUGAAAUCAUUAUCAUUGAUAUAUCUCCUCUGAGAUUGGUCACUUUAUUGAUGUAUUUGACCAACAUCUUCCAGGGAUUGAAUGUGAUGAUGACUGCACUAAGAUAAUCGUUUAAGUUCUUGAUAGAAGCACUGAUGAUAGUGAUACUAUUUUCAUUGAUCUUUGCAUCAAUGGGAAUAUUCCUAUUCCAAGGAUUAUUCAAUUACAGGUGUCAAUAUGAAAAUGGCGAUGAAACUGAAGGGUGGAUACAAUGCAAUUAAGCUCAAUGUCCCUCUGGAAUGCAUUGUAUGUAUAGUGAUUACACACCCAAAAUGCCAACUUCUUUCAAUAAUUUGAUAGGAUCUUUAGGAUAAAUUCUUAGAACGAUCACAAUGGAUGAUUGGAGUUGGGUCAUGUUUUUUACUAUGAGAAUAUUUCAUCCCUGGGUUUGGUUAUAUUACUUAUUAAUUAUCUUUAUUGGAGGUUUCUUUGGAUUUAACAUAGUUAUUGCAGUGUUGAAGGUUCAUUAUUCAGAGGCAACUGAAGUAAACAAAAAAAGAGAAGAGGAGAAUGAAAUUAAGAAAAGAUUGAAAGAAGAGGAAGAAUAUCCAGAAAGAAAUUUAUUAGAGAUUCUAGAUGUUGCUCAUCUGAGAGAAGUCGGCAUCUAUAAAGUAAUAAAAAAAUACAGAGAUAAUUUAAAUGAAGAAUCAUUGAAACAAUAUUCGAUUGAAGAUCCUACCAGCUUUAAGAAGAAAUCAUAUCAAACUGAAAGAACAUUGUCAGCUAAAUAAAAAUAAUUGGAAAGUGGAAUCAUUAAACUGCCAUUUAUAGAAUAUAUGACUAGUUUCACUUGGAAAAGGUUCCUUUUACCAAAAUUUGAUAUCCUAGAUGCUCUAAUUAAGAAAAUCAAAACAAAUAAUUAUACUGAAGUUGAAUUCAAUAUGAAAGUUAUUGAAAAACUAAAAACGAUUAAAUUUUCAAGAUUACAACCAUAAGCCAAUAUGAAUGUCAAGCAAAAUUAUACUUCAUCAAAUGAUGUUCUACUUAAGUUAAUGUAACUAUCAUUCUAUUAAUAUCUAGAGAUAUAUAAGAUUAGAUUCAAAAAGAGAAGAACUUCAAUCUUGAAAAGAUUAGAUCCACCAAAUUCUAAAUGAUCUAUCAUGAAAUCAAGAUAGAAAAGGAAAAAUUGUAUGGCAGAACUUAAUUUGGAAAGUCAGCCUUCCCAACCAAAAGUAAAUCAGUGUCUCCCUUUAUGAGCAUUUAUUAAAAGAAAGUUGAAUAGAGCACAGAUUCUAUUGUUAAUUUUGAUCAAAUUGAUCUAAAAACAUUCAAUAAAAUGAAAGCAAGCUAAAUCUUAGAAACCAAAUACAAAGAUUUCUACGUUGUUAAAAACGGAAUACCUUAUAUACAUAUUUAAGGAUACUAUACUAAUCUUGAAGGAGUCAAAUUAAAAAUUAAUUAAAAAAUCCCUAUGAUAAUUCAUGAUUAAGUCUCCAAUAAAUUCAAAUAUUAAAGUAUGAGAAUGAAAGAAUAUUAAAAUCACAGAAGAAUUACUAAACACAAUUGGUCAGGCAAAGAUGUACUUGAAGUCAACAAAUUGAGAAUGCAGUAUUUUCACGUAGUUUUAUCUAUGCUUAAUAAAGUUGAUGUCAUUAUUUGGAUUAAUGGAGUAAAAGGAAUUUACAUAAUGUCAUAAAAAUACGCAUUUAUAAUUGUAACUAGCAGAUUUAGUCAAUUCUUCUUUGAUUUAGUAAUUCUUAACAAUUUUACAUUUUUAUCACUCUAAGGAAUUGUAGAUAUCAAUAUCAUAUCAAUAGUUGAAGAUAUCUCUACAAUAUUUUUAUGCUUUGAAUUGAUGAUGAGGUUUUUGGGUAUAAGAUUCAAAGAUCUUCUGAGAUCUCCAGAUUUAAUUUUAUAAUCUGUUAUUGUGAUUAUAAACUUUUUCGAAUUAACUAUUAGUGAUUACAUGACAACUUAUUUGAGUGAGUAAAAUUUACGAUUAAUAAGAGGAACUAAAUGUUUGCUAUUCUAUAGAUGUCUUAAAUAUAAUAAAAUGGCUAUUACAAUUGGUCAUAUUGCUUCUAUGACUUUCGAUUAAUACAUUUAUUUGGCUUUCCUUAUGUUCUUAGUGAUAUUUAUGUAUGCUUUAACAGGAAUGGAAAUGUUUGUAGGAAAAUUUGAUUAGAAUGAUUCCCUUGGAUAAUUACAUUCCUAUGAAAAUAUUUUUAAAUCAUUCAUGACAAUCUUCAACAUUAUGACAAACGAUGAUUGGUAUGGAGUUUAUGUGAUUGGAAGUGAUAUAGAUUUUACCUUUUCAAUCAUCUAUUCCUUUUCUAUGGUGCUUAUCUUAAAUUAUCUAACUUAUGGAUUAGUUAUGGCUGUGUUGUUGGAUGGUUUUGGAAAAUAUCUAAAUUAGCCAGUUGAAGAAAUUCAGAAUGAAAUCCAGAAGAAUAUCAAUGAAUAAUUAUAGCAUAUUACAUAGAAUUCAGAUGAAAUACAAAUGCAAUUAGUUGAAACCAACUAAGACCAACCAAUGCCCAAUUAGAAUUUAUCAAAUGAAGAGAUAAAUAAAAGUAAACCCAAUUUAAUAUACAAUCUAAUUAAGUCAAUAAGUAAAUAUUAAAUUAAUAUUCAAUUAUAGAAUAAAUCAAUAGGAAAUUACUAUCAAAAACACCCAAAUUAUAUGAAGGCAUAGAGUGCGAAUCCUCUUUGUUUUUGUUUGAGAAAGACAAUCUAUUUCGCAUAGGCCUGACUCAUCUGACAACAUCAAUGAUUUAUGUCUACAUCAUGGAUAUAGUUACUUAUCUAUCUAUCAUAGCUUUCAUCCUUAAAACCUAUAACGAUUACGAAACAGAUAGUGAAUCCUAUCCCGACACUCUUCAAUUCUCGUGUAAUAUCAUUCAAUUGGCUGACACAAUAUUUAAUGUUAUUGCUAAAGGCUUGUAUAUGGACCAAGGUUCUUAUUUAGUAUCAACAUUCUAAGUGUUUGAUUUUAUCUAUCAAGUAUCGAACAUCAUAGCUUUUGGGAAGGAUCCAGAGGAUUUUAAACCUAUUUUAAAAAUUCUGCUUUAUUUAGGUUACUUUAGACCAAUGAAAUUGAUGUAUAGAUUGAGUUGGCUUACAAAUUUAAGAGAAGCCAUUGGAAGAUCCUUAUUUGAUAUUUUCAACGUUAUAAUUACUUUAUUAUCAGUUUGGAUAAUGUUCGGAGUGUAUGGGAUUAUACUUUAUGAGCAAUAAUUCGGAUAUUGCGAAGAUAAAAUGGAAUUUGAAGUUAAUAAACAGACAUGUCUAGAGGAAGGGAAAAUAUGGGUGAAUUACAAACAUAACUUUGAUAACAUUACAAUAGCAAUUCCAACUUUGUUUGUGACAGCCACAUUGGAUGGUUGGGGAGAAAUUUAUUAAGUUGCUGAGAAUAGUUAAGUGGCUUCUGUAGGUCCCCAAAGAUUCAAUUCCUAUGUAGUCACUUACAUCUUCUUCUUACUUUUUGUUUUCAUAGGAUCAAUGUUUUUCUUAAGUCUUUUCACCGGAGUACUAUAUUCUAAUCUAAAGAAAAAUCAGAGGGAAAUCGAAAAUACGGAAGUUACUUAAUCAUAAAAAGAAUUUAAAGAAAUAUCAUCCAUGUUGAUAAAUGACUUCCCUUAGUUUUCUCCUCCACCCACUAAUGGAAUCAGAAAGAUGGCUUCUGAUAUUACAAGCAGUCUAACACUUUAAAAAUGUUUAUUUUUACUUUUAUGGGUGGAUUUCAUUAUAUUGUUAAUGUUCACAUCAGAUAUGAGUGAUGAGUACUUUAGAGCUAUCAAUGAUGUUCAUAAUGCAUUAAGUGGAAUAUAUCUAAUUUGGGUUAUCUUAUUGUUUUUGGCAUUGGGAGUGAAUAGAUUUUUUGAUAAUUCUUGGAGAAGAUUUUAUUUCUUUUUGAUAGUGAUUGCAAUUAUUGAUUUCAUUGCAGAUUAUUCAGUGGAUUGGAUUAUGAUAUAUUAUAAAUCCACUCCUAAUGAUCAGGGAUUUUAAUUACUUCGCUUGUUCUUCUCUUUAAGAAGUCUACGAAUAAUAUUAAUAUUCUAAGGAUUUAUCAAUUUACAAAGAUUGAUAAAUGUGAUUCUAUUUGCUUUGCCAUAUUUGGGCAAGAUCUUUUCUAUUUUGAUAAUCACAAUGCUAGUAUUUGCUUUAUUUGGUUGUCAAUUGUUUGGCACAAUAGAUAAGGGAUAAGUGUUGGAUGACUAACUUAAUUUUAUGACAGCUGGUAGUGCCAUGAUGACUUUAUUUAAAUGUGCAUCAGGAGAUGAUUGGAGAACUAUCAUGACCGAUACUAUGCAUUACAAUCCCUUAUGUUGGGAAGAUCCUAAAUAUUGUGGAUCAUUUGCAAGUUAAAUAUACUUUUUCUUAUUCAUGUUCUUUUCCACUUACGUUCUUCUAACACUAUUUUUAUUAAGUUUGGUGGAAUAAUUUGAAUCUUUUUUCUAAUUAUAAGACUCACCAAUUUAAUCCUAUGUUGAAAAUAUUGAUAAAAUUAAAACAAUUUGGUGCAAAUACUCCUCAGAAACUUAAGGAUAAACGAUGCAUUAUAAAUUCUUAUGCAAGUUUCUCUUGGACAUUGGUAAACCUUUGGGAGGAGGAGAGGAAGAGAAUCUUUGGGAUGUUGCUAAAAUAGCCUCUUCAUUUAAACUGAAAUGGUAAUAGAUUUAUAUUUAUUGAUAGUGAUCACUAUGGUUACAUUCAGUACAACCAAUUGAUUUAUGAGUUGUUCAGGGUGAAAUUCCAUGCAGAUGUUUUUAAGGAGGGUACUCCUGAUUCCAUCAAAUAAAUUAAAUAAUUCAACAAAGAAAUGCAACUGCGCUUAAUGUAUUACAGGAAAAAUAGACACAUCGAAAGAUCGAACAUCAGUUCAUCACUUCAAUUAAAGGCUAAUUUUAAUAUUCUUCAUGAUUAUCUUACUGUCUUGAUCCUCUUUAAAACUUGGGAAUCCUACAGUAAGAUCCUAAUUAGAAAACUAGCUAUCAAACAGAACCAAUUCUCUGAUGAUGCUAUAUCGAUCGAUAGUGAACUGCAACAGAAGUAAAUAUUCACAUUAUUAUUUAAAUAGUAACAAUAAUAAUGUAAAUCAUAUUAUGGAACCAGAAAUGCUUGAAGCCUCAUGUGAAGAAGCUACUAUCAACUGUAAUUUCGAAAACAAAAAGCAUCAUCAUACUAACGAAAGUUAAAACUUAUCGCAUCUUGAUUUGCCAAUCUUCAAAAGUGCCUCGCCCUUCUCUAUUCAAGGAGAAGAUGUAAAAAUGAUCUUUUCGGCUGUUGGUGAAAAGUAACCUAUGAUAUGA
Molecule: messenger RNA, 6320 nt
Organism: Paramecium octaurelia
Lineage: Eukaryota; Ciliophora; Oligohymenophorea; Peniculida; Parameciidae
Source: the annotation of a GenBank genome assembly